AUGAAGUCGGACGAAUAUUUGAAAUCACGGGACGUUUUUUUGUCCUUGUUUCUCGGAAACUUCUACGCGAAAAACCUCUUGGAAUCUCAGUCGUUUUUCAAUUACUCUGUAUGACUUGCAAACGCAUCGACGUACUAGUAGUAAUCGCAUCACAAAUUUGCUCAGCGUGACAAAUGGAAUUUCUCAUGCUGAUUUACCUUGAAAAAGAGAUUUGUCAUGCAUACAUGCGAUUACUACGAGUGCGAUACUUUUCCACAGCAUACUCUGCCGACUGGAGCAAUCCCUUCAUCACGCAUUUGCUGGUACAGUUGAUGGACUGCGUCGUAUUGUGAGGAAAAAUCCCCCCGUCCCAUAUCAAAGCGGGAUACUUCUGAAAAUUUGUGUUGCCGAUUUGAGACUACAAAUCGGCCCUGUAUUGCAAGAAGGCAAAUCCAAAAACUCCGCCGCAUUCUGCAGGUCACUUGUAAUGCUGUAUGGCCUACGGAGGACAUGCCUCCCUUGCAAGGCGCCUACACCAGAACGCCCCUACUCCGGCUUUGUGCCUGGUUGUGGUCUUGUACUGCAAGACAAAGCCGAUUUGUGUACACAUAUCCCGCAUCACAGAAUUGCAUUUCGAUAUGGGGAGGGGGGAUUUUUCCUUUUGAUACGUCGGUUGGGAAUCCGAGUACGACAAAACAGCGCUGAAUGGCAAUACCAGCAAGGAACGGAUUGCCGUCACCGACAAGAACUCGAAUUGGAUGGGGUGGAGCUUUCGAAUCCAGCGACGAGAGCAAUUGAUGACGGGGUUCGGGAGCACAUGGCUGCAAGACAGAUUGGAGAUGAAAGUGGUAGAAGUUCCUGUAACUGGCACGACAACUAGCAGUAGCCGUGCUGCUCCUGCAGGAGCUGUUGCUCCUGCGUCAGGAUCUAAUGUCGCAAGACGGAAGAUCGUUUUCCAAUUUACGCGUGUUCAGAGCCCACGCACAACUACAACGCAAGGAGAGAACAUCAAUACCGGAGAAAGACAGUCGACAAGGGACGCUGAGGCAACCCUGAAAAAUUAUCAACGACGACGAGAUUUUGCAACAGCAGUGGAUGUUGGGUUUUUUCUGUUCCUUUUGGACAAGUACGAGAAGGUGGAGAGCCUCGGCUUUGAGCGGGAAAAGUCUUCACCUGCGGGAAGACAAACAGAAAGAACAGAAUCACCUUCAGCAAGAGCAGGACCGACCUUGCUCGAGGAUUUCGCACAAGUCCGCGGGUUGCUGGAGGAGACAGCACAGAGAGAGCAAGCUGUUGCUGAAAUGCCGACUGUAAAAACUGUUCCGUCAACAACGUCGUCAUCAUCAAAAACUACCACGACCAGAAGUGCACUGACAAAGAUAGAAGACUUCAAACCAUCUUCUCAGCAAACAGAUCGUAAGCAACAACAGCAGGGGGCCCCGCUUCAGCUUCUCCCUCUCUAUGUCGCGAAUCUCUUCCAGAAAACGGCGGAGCGGUACGUUUUUUUCUACGAUUCUUAUCCUGAGUAAAAACGUCCCCACACCAGAGUCAGGAUGGGGAUUUCGCAACACAAACCUAGGAGUUUUGUGAGUCACGCAUGACAAGUUGCACUCCGCAGUGUAGUGCAGGUUAGCAAGUGCAGUCGCAUCACAGAUUCAUCUGCUCAUCCUGUUCACAGCAUCACAAAUUCCAAAGCACGACUGUAAUUGGCUCUCAUAGGGGUGCGCAUUACAAGUCUUCCUGUCUUUGCAAAUCUGCAUUACAGCUCUGGUGUGGGGACGUUUUUACUCAGGAUAAUUCUUUCUACGGCCGGGACUGGCUGCUGUACGAAACGACGAUAAAGAGGAAGCAGGAGUUGCAACUAUGUAUUGCAAAAAUAUCGUACUAGUGGAAAUUGCAUUACAAAUUGACUUCGCAUUAAAAAUGAAGUUUGUAAUGCGGAUUUGCCUUAAGAAAAUGACUUGUAAUGCAUAAACGCAAUUAUUGGUUUUAGUACGAGUACGAUACAACUUCUGCACGGGAUAGCAACAUCUCUUCAACAAAACCAUCCACGAGCUUUACUCGCCGAAGAAUUACAACGAGUAUGUCGGGAAGGUUAUGAAAGCCUCAGUAUGGAAAUCCUGAAAGUGGAAAUAAUUUGUGAUGCAUGCAAUGCGACGCAAAGAAGACUGUAAUUGCAGGGGACGCAAUGGAGGCCGACUAUUUUCCUACUAGGGGUGAAGAAUUGGAGAGCUGCUUAGCAGGAGAGAAGGGCACUCCUUUGCCAACACCUGCAUGACAGACAUGCUUUAAGUGCCGGGGAAAUUUGUCAUGCGCCGAAGACAAACGCCGCUUCAACUGGAGUCGUUUUUUUGCAUCACAAAUUAUUUCCACUGUGGGGAUUUUAUUCAACCUGAGGCUUUCAUAAAGGUGGUUGAAGCCGUCAAAGACGCGGUCAAGCACGGCGACGUCUGUCCCGGGACAACCUCCACCGAGGGGGACUGCUGGGUGCUGCAGCACCACCUAUCGCCGAUAUCCUUAUUCUACACGCAGUCGCUGCGCUCGACGUCUCUGCCGUCUCUGCUCGUUUUUGAGAACCAACCACUGAAAGAGAAAAACUGGAAGACAGAGUAUAGCAGGCGGUAUUGGGAAUCGCGGUACGUCUCUGGUGGGGAUUCCGGGAAAGGUAGCUACGGGAAGGAUGCGGAAUUUAAAGCGGGGUUUUUGAAUUCGUUUUUUGAGGAGCACAGCAAGGGCACCGAAUCUGCCGGCAUGCAGGAGGAGAACACUAGAGGGGGAAACGCCAGAACGAUCAAGAGAGUGCUGGAGCUUGGCGUGGGGGAUGGCAACCAGCUAUGCAUUGCAAAAGUAUCAUACCCCUGCUUUGUAGUUCGUGGCAAUCAUGCAAAUCGAAAUUCGCCUCCGCGUUGCUGAUUCCAUUUGUCGUAGUGAAGGAAUUUCUCAUGCGAUUCCUCGUCCUAGUGCCAGUGCGAUAUUUUUGCACAGGAUGCCAGCUGAACCAAGCCAAUUACACCUCCUGGUUGGAAAAAUAUGUCGGUGUGGACGUGAGCGAGUUUGUCGUGAAGAAGCUGAAACGGGAGCUGUGGCCGGGUGGGAUAGGAGGUGGUAGUGCAACAAGAGUUACUGCUGCCGCCGUCUCGACGUCUCUUACGGCCGAGCGACCAGCCGCAACAACUCCUACCACCAGCACCCCCGGCUCCUCCGCGCCAGAAGAGGAACAAGCUACGUCCCUGAACCGGUUGAAGAGAGCAGCGAAGGAAAAUCGUUUGGAGAUCCUUCACGACUCGGAGUGGAAACGAAGAAAGAUAACCACACACAGGGAAGAAGUCGACGUGGUAGACACAGAAGACAAACUGCACGACGAUUAUGAACGCAGAAGAGAAGAAGUACAAGGAGUCCCGCCUUCUUUUGACAUCACUAUUUCAAUGGACGUGGUCUAUCAUCUGGUAGAAGACGUCAUAUACGACAGCUACAUGGCCGAGCUCUUCAACUCCGCCAAGUAUCAAACAAAAAAGUGUACAUUGUUAACGGUUUUCAUAGUAAGUAAGAACCACUCCCCACGACUGCGUCGUGGGGCAAGGCUGAUUUGAAUUGCUGCUGGCCCAAAUUUGGAAUUAUUGCGUGCAUUGCAGGCGCUUUCUGCUUGGUCAGUGAAAACAGGCAACAGGUAGUCAUAGGCGACGCCGUCCGCGGCCGGGCUCACUGACCACUCGAGGUAGUACCCAAAUGCCAAAAAGAACCAAAAAAGAUUAAGAUAAAAAAGGCCGACGUCUCCAGGGCAGGGCAUUCACCACGGCCGAAGAAACUGCUUUCCAGAGGCAAAAAGCAGCACAGGCCUCGACACAGAAUGGAGCCGCAGGCGCCGUCGGCUUUUUUUUAUGCAAAAGUCGUUUUUUGAUGCAAAAGUCGCAUGUUUGUCGUUUUUUGUCAUCGGCUCCAAACCCUAUAGAAGGUUUUCACUCUUCAGAAGAAUCUACAGAAGACAGUCUUCAGAAGAUCAAACCUUCUGAAGAAGUUCAAAAACGGAGCACAGAAAAUUGCAGAACUGGAGACAGAUUUGAAAAACCUUCUGAAGGUUUUCAACCUUCUGGAGGUUGGACAAAACUGGCAUACUUGACAGCGUUUUUUUGUCGCAAAAGUCGCAAACUCUUCUGAAGGUCAAAAAAAUGCCGUCUUCUGAAGCUUUUUAACCUUCUGAAGAGUUGGAAAGCGGUCACUUUUAGCCUUCAGAAGGUUUUUUGGCUGAUUUUUCGUUUUUUUCUUCUGAAGCUCAAAAAAAACCUACAGAAGGUGUGACCUUCAGAAGAAAAAAAUGCUCACGGUUAAACCGAUGGUAUGCUCGCUCAAAAAAAAGAGGCUUUUUCCAUUUCUUCUGAAGGUUCCAGUGAUGAUUUUGGACCUUCAGAAGACCUUCAGAAGAAAAAGCUUCUGAAGGUUCAGCAGCAAUUUUGCCAAGCCUUCCCCUUAUAGUUAUUAGAUUGAUUGCAAAUACGCAUGACAAACUUUGCCUAGAAUGCAUGCUAUGCAUGACAAAUUUGCGCUUCGCCUUGUUUUGCAAUGCAUUACUGCAUCACUAAUAUGAUAUUAUCGUUAACGUUAACACUAACACUUUUUCCUGUGAUAUCAAGCAGUUUGUCAUCAUCUUCAAGCACGCCGAGACCAAGGACACAGAUAACCUACCCAGAUUGGAGCGGCAGCACGUGCGGCAUAGGAAGGACCUAUCUAGCGCAAAUCCAUCGCACUUCCACGCAAAUAAAAUUGCACGUUGGCAAUCUUUUAUCAGAGUGAAACUGGCUCUGGCUUUUGUACCAUAGUUUUGGGUAAGGUAGCCAUCCAGUCUGUAAUGCGAUACUGCGAUUUUUAUGUUGAUGUAUGAGUGCAAUACUUUUGCAGUUGAUAGGACCUGGAAUAUAUCAAUGCCACGUUUAGUCGGGAUUUCGAGUUCUAUCGGGAAAGCGGCAUCUAUCGACUCGUGCAAAAUUCAACAUCCCCCGGAGAUGAGAGGGCCAGGUGCGAUCGAAAGUUGCACUAUAAGAUGCAUGCAAAAAUCGAAAAACAAAAGCUCAUACAAGAAUAGCCUCGGCAACAUAAGCCAUGCGCAUGCUUGUCCGUUGACUCCAGUCCUUGGAAUGCAUUGUGUGGCACACGCAUGACGGUGCUCUAUCUCUAUGCGUUUUUCUAAUUAAACGCCUGCUGCUCAUGAUGCUGUCGCAUUGUUGCCUUGGCCGCUCGCCAACAGGGGGAGGGGUUGAUGUCUUUCCGUUGAUACAAGCAAUCCGGCGGGGAUGUGCAAGUUCUAUGUUUUCAGAAGAAGAAGACGUGACAAGAAGUCCUAGUAGACGAACAUAGAAUAAUUAAUAGUUUACCGGUCGAACAAGACUUCAUAUCCAUUCAGCUCAAGGGUAAAAAGUAGAUUGACGCCGCAUCAACAGCAUGACCCGUCUGCUUCACCCGCACUUCAGGCGCUAUGAAACGGCGGCUCGUAGUUGCUGACCAUGCAAAUUUCGCCCCGUGUUGUGCAUCAUACAGCUUGAGAAUCUCCACACAACAGCGCGUAGCUCGGGAGUUUUCAGUGCGGGGCAGUCUUGAGCUGCCACGACUUGACGAAUACCAUCUAACUGCGAAUUUCUUGCCAGUCUCUGUAUUCUGUGAAUUCCAAGACAACUGGUGUUGUGUGAAUACAGUUACAUCAUGAGAUGGACUACAGGAGGGACAACUUCGACACCACAGCAUUAUGAUAAGAAGUUGUGCGCAAAGCUGUGCAGGUGCAUUCACUUACUUUUCCAAACGCAAAGUUGUCGAAUGCUGUCGUGAUUGCACUGUGUAAUCAUGGGCAGGUGAAGAAGGC
This is a messenger RNA of Amoebophrya sp. A120, 5827 nucleotides long. The record is from the annotation of a GenBank genome assembly. Lineage: Eukaryota; Dinophyceae; Syndiniales; Amoebophryaceae.